Hirsutella rhossiliensis is the source of this 492-nucleotide messenger RNA. RefSeq names its product RNA polymerase rpb1. The record is from RefSeq and is a predicted model, not a curated record. Bases 1 to 492 code for a protein of 163 amino acids. Lineage: Eukaryota; Fungi; Ascomycota; Sordariomycetes; Hypocreales; Ophiocordycipitaceae. The transcript is spliced from 2 exons. Gene Ontology annotation, biological process: DNA-templated transcription. Gene Ontology annotation, molecular function: DNA binding; DNA-directed RNA polymerase activity.
AUGGCGAAGACAUCUCAGGACCAUGUCAACCGGACAGCCAAGUACCAGAGAGCUCAUGUCGAACCCGGUCACCCCGUCGGCGCCGUUGGAGCCCAAUCGAUCGGCGAGCCUGGAACCCAGAUGACGUUGAAAACCUUUCACUUUGCUGGUGUAGCUGGCAUGAGCAUUACCCAGGGCGUGCCUCGCAUCAAUGAGAUCAUCAAUGCGUCGAAAGCCAUCAGUACGCCGGUCAUCACAUGUCCGCUGCUUAAUGACUGGCAAAUUGAGGCUGCACGGGUCGUCAAAGCACGCAUCGAGAAGACACAUUUGGCUGAUGUCCUUCACUUCAUCGAGCUUGAAUGGCACCCCGAUGAAGGGCACAUUAUCCUCCAGAUGGACUGCAAUGCGUUGACAGACAUGCAUUUGGGUAUCGGUACAAGCGAUAUCGCUCAAGCUAUCUGCCAACAACGAAACCUAAAGAUCCUGCUGGAAGACCUGACUAUUGAUAAAUAA